AUGCUUGACCCCCGCAGCCAUGACAGUCUACCAAACCACUCUCCACCAGACGAGUAUACUUCACUGCUCUCCAAGCCUAUCGACGAUGUCCCAGCAAGGAACGAGAUCUCAGCACGAAACGAAGAAGAAGAUCCAUUCUCACGACGCUUGGUUUGGACCGAGUUCUGGCUACUCCUCAGAGACUCAAUCCCGGUGAUCAUGGCAUACACUCUGCAAAACAGCCUGCAGACUGUGUCCGUGAUGAUAAUCGGUCGCUCAUCGCCACAGAACUUAGCGGCGAGUGCAUUUUCGCAGAUGUUCGCGAUGGUCACCGCAUGGAUGAUUGCAUUGGGCGGUACAACAGCCUUGGAUACACUUGCUUCAUCCUCCUUUACGGGGAGUGCCAACAAACAUGACCUGGGAAUCUUGCUUCAGCGCGGGUUGCUGGUGCUGGGUCUCUUCUAUAUCCCCGUUGCUAUCCUGUGGGCCUGCUCUGAGCCGGUAUUUCUCUUCCUUGGCCAGGAUCCACAGCUUUCGCAUGAUAGCGCGAGGUUCUUGACGUGUUUGAUUCCUGGUGGAUUGGGGUACAUUUAUUUUGAGGUUAUGAAGAAGUACUUGCAGGCUCAAGGAAUCAUGCGAGCCGGCACAUACGUUUUGCUAAUAACAUCACCCCUCAACGCCGCACUCACCUACCUAUUCUGUUACACAUUCGGGAUCGGACUCCUAGGAGUCCCCCUAGCAACAGGCCUCUGCUACUGGCUAUCCUUUGCCCUGCUCGUCCUCUAUGCACGGUUUAUCAACGGCUGGCAGUGCUGGGGUGGUUGGUCACGCGAGGCAUUCCAAAACCUCCGCACCUUCGCCAGACUCGCCCUCCUCGGUGUUGUACACGUCGGCACAGAAUGGUGGGCUUUUGAGAUUGUGGCUCUAGCAGCCGGCAGACUAGGAACAGUCUCUCUUGCUGCGCAAAGUGUCAUCAUGACAGCCGACCAAGUCCUCAACACGAUCCCAUUCGGCAUUGGAGUGGCAACGUCCGCUCGUAUCGGCAAUCUGCUCGGCAGUAGGGACAGUGCUGGAGCGGCCCGGGCUGCGCAUACCUCUGCCAUGCUGAGCAUGUGCUUCGGCGGGGUGGUGCUGGCUGUUCUUAUUGGGACGCGAGAUCACUUUGCGAAGAUCUUCAAUGAUGAUGUGAGCGUUGUGCGGCUUACUGCUGAGGUGUUGCCGUAUGUGGCGCUUUUCCAGAUUGCAGAUGGACUCAAUGGGAGUUGUGGGGGUAGUUUGCGAGGCAUGGGACGGCAGCAUGUUGGGGCUUUUGUCAAUUUGGUGAGUUAUUACUGCGGUGCUUUGCCAUUGGGUAUUUGGCUUGCGUUUCAUGGUUGGGGACUACAGGGGCUGUGGGUUGGUCAGUGUAUUGCUUUGUACUUGGUGGGCAUUCUGGAGUGGGUUAUUGUUGCUCGCAGCCAGUGGGAUGUGGAGGUUCGAAAGGCGUUCCUGCGGAUGGAUGUGCAUGAGUGUUUGGAGGCUGGUGGUGAAGAGUAG
This is a messenger RNA of Penicillium bovifimosum, 1515 nucleotides long. Its product is annotated as MATE family efflux transporter. NCBI's taxonomy places the organism in Eukaryota, Fungi, Ascomycota, Eurotiomycetes, Eurotiales, Aspergillaceae. Gene Ontology annotation, cellular component: membrane. The coding region runs from base 1 to 1515 and encodes 504 amino acids. The record is from RefSeq and is a predicted model, not a curated record. The transcript has 2 exons. Gene Ontology annotation, biological process: xenobiotic detoxification by transmembrane export across the plasma membrane. Gene Ontology annotation, molecular function: antiporter activity; xenobiotic transmembrane transporter activity.